GUGAACGCGCAUGCGCAGCAGGACGGCGGUAAACACGAAAGCAGGGCAGUGUUGUAAACAGUGGAGAAAAUAAGCAUACAAAUAAGAUUUUCCUGUAUCAUUAAGAGGACUACGUUAGGGGUAUUGUGCAGUAUUCUGGUGGUCAAGAAAAGUGUUGUGCAGCAUAGACUAAGAUGUUACAGUGUCCAGAUUCUGUGUGCAUCUCCGUGGGAAAAGGUGACAGCUUACAUCACCAAGUUUUAGCUGCAUUCCCACUGUGCUCACUGACAGAGGAGGAUUUGACCCAGAAUCCUCUCUUUUGCAAGCUCCUGGCCACACUGUCGCAGCAUGUAGAUCACACAGGACUCUCUUUGCACUUAAGAAAAGAACUGGAGAAGGCAGAGAAGGAGCUCCGUUCACAGAAGUUGGGCUGGCUGCAUGUGGAGAGCCUCCACAGGCUUGUGCUUGAGAUGAGCCAGGAGCAUCGCUUCAGUCAACAUCACUCCAUGGCCUCACCAGCAGAAGAUAAGUUCUACUGUACCCUGGAGCAGUGUUUGAUGGUAGCUAAGUGUGCCAGGCAGCUGGACCCCAGCAGUACUGUUGACCAGGAUCAGCCGCUUAUACUGGGGCUCUCUGCUGAAAAAGUGCUGAAUCAGAUGCCUCCUAAACAGGAAGUCUGGCAGAUGAAACAGAGGUUACCAACAGAACUGCAAAAGCACCUGAAGAAGAAGCUCUUCAACCUCCUUUCUUACUACCAGCCUGAGUGGGAAAAUGAAAGUGAGGGGCUUAAAUGUGUGAAGCUAUCUAAGCUGCCAGUACUCCUGGAGAGUGAGCACAACAGAGCAAAGAGUUUAAUUGAAAAGAACAGAGAGAAUGCCACCUUACUGCAGCGGCAAACUCAUUCCUACCUUUCUGAACUGCUUGAAUGCAUGCAGCUUCUACAGACCUUGGUGCUGGACCUUCGGUUAAAAGUGCAGAAAGAUCUUGACAGGAAGAAGAUUGAGUACUUUGAAGCCAAAUGUGAAAUUGGUAUUCAGAAGAUUAGGGCAGAGAUGCUUGAGGUCCAGCUUGACAUGUACACAAGAGACAAGAUAGCGACCCAUCGCAAGAUAACGGAGAAACUGAAUACUGAACUGAAAGCGUCCCAGAUGGAGAAACAGUCGCUAGAGUCCAAGCUGGCAUCCUUUGAGAUCUACGGCAGGGAAUUUGAAGUCCUUGCUGAAGAAUACUCCAGAUUGCAACAAGAGAUAGCCACCAAGUCCUGGGCACUGAGAGAAUUCACACCAUAGAAAUACAAAUGAUGUGUGGGAGCUUUACAUAAUGUACCUAAUGUUAGGGCCUGAUGGCAAAUUUAACUAUAUGAACAUUUUUGUUACGUUAACUCUGGAUUUUUCUCUGAUGUCUUUUUUUUUUAUGUAAACUGUCAUACACCUCCUUGUUCCUGCAAUAAUAUAUCACUGCUCUUUAUUACGAUCUCAUCAGGGGGAGUUCUAUUUGAAAAAUAAUGCUAUUCAUGUUUUUGUAAUAUACUGUACAGUAUAUACAUGUAAUACUAUAAUAAAGUCAACGUCCAUUGCUUUA
Molecule: messenger RNA, 1560 nt
Organism: Astyanax mexicanus (Mexican tetra)
Lineage: Eukaryota; Metazoa; Chordata; Actinopteri; Characiformes; Acestrorhamphidae
Gene: haus4
Product: HAUS augmin-like complex, subunit 4
Exons: 10
Coding region: 174-1268 (364 amino acids)
Biological process (GO): spindle assembly; centrosome cycle
Cellular component (GO): HAUS complex
Molecular function (GO): microtubule minus-end binding
Source: RefSeq, a predicted model, not a curated record